GGACAGUUUUAUCACGAAUAUUGUGAGAUCUUCUGAGAGAAUGGUGAUCAUGGACGCGGUUGAAAUGUGUGAGAAGCCAAUUAACAUUAGAGUCUCAAGAGAGAUGAAGCAUCACAGUGCCCAGAAUAACUCGAGAUCAUUACAGACUCAUUUAAAUAAUGAAUCACUUCUGAGUCAAACGAACGGAUCGGUUAUAAAUCAGACUCACAAACAGCCUUCAGACAGAAACAGGAGCGCACGUGCAUUAAAACCAUCUUCAGGUUCACAUGAGCUCAGUGACGCUGGUGAACAGCUCUUACUGUUUGUGUUGAACACACUGAGAUCUGGAGAAGAAUUAACACACACACACAGUGCUUCAGCAUCCACAGCUCAUGUUAUUUCAGAAUGAUGAUGAUGAUGAUGAUGAUCUUCAGGUUCAGGAAUAGGUGAAGCUGAAGGAGCAACUGGAGAAACACACCGAACCAGAGCAGGAGUGAAUGUCAUCAGUGAUGUGAAUCCUGAGAGACUGCGUCUCAUGUCUCUGGUGUGUCUGAUAACAUCUGCGCUCUUCAUUCUUGAUGAGAGUGUUUUUGUGUAAGUCCUGAUGGUGCAGGUGUGGCUGGUCAUGUGCUAUAAAGAACACACUGAUAUGUGGGCGUGGCCUCAUGGGGCUGCUGGGCGGGGCUAAUGAACACAUAAAGGUGUCAUCUGACCCCAAAGCUUCAGGUUAACAUCAUAGAAGCAGCACUGACAAUAACAAACAAAUAACUGAAGACUUCAGAGUUUAUGAAAUGCUUUUAUUAGACAUUCUUCAGGUUUCAGACGCAGCCCUGGUAACAGGUGGUGGGAGUGGCUUGCAGUGGGCGUGGCUCUGUGCGUCAGGUGGGCGUGGUCAUAGCUGCUUUUAUCUGCAGUGAGAUCUGACUGAUGGAUGCAUAUAACACACAGAUCUGCAGGCGCCGCUCAGUGGAGACCGUCUGUAUCCGGCCCAGGCAUGAUGGGAAGUAAAAAAGCAAACAGGAGGUUUUCUCUGGAAAGCUCAGGGUAUCAGCUGGAGAUCAGUGGAAGCGCAGCAGAGCCCAAGAACAGCACGCUGAGAAGAUCUUCAGACAGCAGAAGCUUCCAGAAUCCAGUCCAGACACAUCUGGAGUUCCCUGAGCACAGCGGCAGCGCCUCACGCAGAUCCAUGACUAUAGAGGAGGAGGGAUCCAGUGUUCGUAAUAGCUUGAAGAGCCACUACAAAACCUUCCACAAACUCUUCCCUGAGGUCCCUGAGACCGAGGAUCUGGAACACGUGCACAGCUGCGGCCUGCAGAAGGAGGUGAUUUACCACGGUAAGAUGUACCUGUCCGGUCAGCACAUCUGCUUCCACUCGUCUGUGCUGCUGAAGGACACCCGGCUGAUGAUCCACGCGUCCAGCGUUCAGAGCGUAAAGAAGAAACACACCGCUAAGAUCCUUCCCAACGCCAUCGCCAUCAUCACCACAGACGGACACAAGUAUGUGUUCGUGUCGUUACUGAAUCGAGAAGCGUGUUUCAGACUUAUUCCACCCAAAAAUUAA
Molecule: messenger RNA, 1540 nt
Organism: Cyprinus carpio (common carp)
Lineage: Eukaryota; Metazoa; Chordata; Actinopteri; Cypriniformes; Cyprinidae
Product: GRAM domain-containing protein 2B
Exons: 8
Coding region: 911-1540 (209 amino acids)
Source: RefSeq, a predicted model, not a curated record